Molecule: messenger RNA, 1257 nt
Organism: Daucus carota subsp. sativus
Lineage: Eukaryota; Viridiplantae; Streptophyta; Magnoliopsida; Apiales; Apiaceae
Exons: 2
Coding region: 1-1257 (418 amino acids)
Source: RefSeq, a predicted model, not a curated record
AUGCCUGAAUCUGGAAAUGAGUUGCCCUUUAAGAUCACUAAACGUGCUUUUACUGAUCUAAUUAAAAAGGAUAGCAAGAAACCCAAUCGCCCUGUAUUUGCUAUUCCUAUAACUGUACAGGACAAACUGAAGCUGGCAUUGCCAGACAAAUAUGGUUCUUUAUUCUCUGAUGAGAAUAUUCCUCAUUCAUCCUCUUCCUCUGCUGAACCAACCUCUGGUCCUUCUCAACAAGGGCCAAUUGUAAAAUAUGAUCAACCACCAACCUCUGGUCCUUCCCAAAAAGGGCCAGUUGUAAAAUCUUCACCAACAAGAGUCCUCAGAUCUUCUAAGUCUCCCACAAAACCAUCUCCUCCACCAAGAAAAAGAAGAUUUCUUCAGAAAAUUUCUGAUUCUGACUCUGAAGAAGAAACCAUGAAAUCUCCACCAUCAGAAGAUCUUCAUCAGGCAUUGAUUCCCUUCUCUGACCAACCAGAGUCUGCAUAUCCAGUGCUAGUUGAGCCAAUUUCUGCUAUGCCUAUUGAAGAGCCUGGUACUACAGUUGACAUCCAAAUGUCAGAAACAUUACCUGAAUACCAAGCUCAAUCAGAUGUUCCUCUAGAACAAAUUACAGCUGAAGUGUUGCAGAUGAAUCAGGAAUCUCUGAUUCAAGUUCAAGAAACAGUUGCAGCUCCUGUUCAGGAGAUCUCUUAUGUUGCAAACUCUGAUGCAGCCACAAAAGCUCUGGCUUCUCAAACACUCAGCAUCUUUCUCAAUGAUGAUGAUGAUGACGAUACAGAGGUUACCUCUGUUCCAGCAAAAGUUUCAGCUUCUCUUACAACUCCAAUCUCUGAUCCAGUCAGAGAAUCUAAUCCAGUAAGAGAUGCUUCUCCAGUCCAUGAUCUAUCUCCAGUUAGAGAAUCCUCACCAAUCAUGACUCUUUCCACUGCUCCAGAUCUUCCAGUACAGCAUAUUGUCCCUCCUAAGAGCAAAGUCUGUCAACUGGCAUAUUUUCAAGGAAUGUGCACAGCUCAACCUCCAUCUAUGGAAGAUGGACUUUUCUCCAUUAAAGCUACUCAACGAUCCAUGCAGUCUACCUUGGCUGCUUUGAGCUCUUGUGUAGCUCAGCUGGUUAAAUUUCUCACCUCUGCUGAUGUCAAAAAAGAGGAGAAAAUACUGAAAGACAAAUGCUCAUCUGACCAGCCAAUGGAAAAGAAAAAGCCAGAUGGUGAUGAAGAUGGAAAUGAGAUUGCAGAUAAAAACUCUGGAAAACAAUGGUGA